This is a messenger RNA of Saccharomyces eubayanus, 1857 nucleotides long. RefSeq names its product lysophospholipid acyltransferase (gene ALE1). Lineage: Eukaryota; Fungi; Ascomycota; Saccharomycetes; Saccharomycetales; Saccharomycetaceae. Gene Ontology annotation, cellular component: endoplasmic reticulum; membrane. The record is from RefSeq and is a predicted model, not a curated record. The transcript has a single exon. Gene Ontology annotation, biological process: lipid modification; glycerophospholipid biosynthetic process. Gene Ontology annotation, molecular function: 1-acylglycerophosphocholine O-acyltransferase activity; 1-acylglycerol-3-phosphate O-acyltransferase activity. The coding region runs from base 1 to 1857 and encodes 618 amino acids.
AUGUACAAUCCGGUGGAUGCCGUCUUAACAAAAGUAACUACUCACUACGGGAUUGAUGGUUUUACUCUAAGAUAUGCCAUUUGUCUAUUAGGCUCUUUCCCUCUGAACGCUAUUUUAAAGAGGAUCCCUGAGAAGCGUGUUACUUUGAAAUGUUGCUUUAUCAUCUCUAUGUCAAUAUUUUACUUAUUUGGUGUGCUUAACCUAGUAAGCGGAUUUCGGACCUUGUUUAUUAGCACCAUGUUCACGUACUUGAUCUCUAGAUUCUACCGCUCCAAGUUUAUGCCACAUUUGAAUUUCAUCUUCGUUAUGGGUCAUUUGGCGCUGAACCAUAUUCACGCCCAAUUCCUUAAUGAGCAGACUCAAACGACUGUUGAUAUUACAAGUUCACAAAUGGUCUUAGCCAUGAAACUAACUUCCUUUGCCUGGUCAUACUAUGAUGGCUCGUGCACCAGUGAGAGUGAUUUCAAAGACUUGACUAAACACCAGCAGUCUCGUGCCGUUAAAGGCCACCCAUCUUUAUUGAAAUUCUUAGCAUACGCCUUUUUCUAUUCAACGUUGUUGACUGGGCCAAGUUUUGAUUAUGCUGACUUUGACAGCUGGCUGAAUUGUGAGAUGUUCCGUGACUUACCUGAAAGUAAAAAACCAAUGAGAAGAUAUCAUUCUGGAAAAAGACAAAUUCCAAAAAAUGGUAAAUUGGCUUCAUGGAAAGUGGUUCAAGGUCUCCUGUGGAUGGUUUUAAGCGCAUUAGGGAUGAAAUACUUCCCUCCUUCAUAUGUUUUGGAUAGAAAGACUUUCGGGCAAAGGUCCUUUAUUUUCAGGUCACAUUACUUAUUCUUACUAGGUUUUAUUCACAGAUUCAAGUAUUAUGCUGCCUGGACCAUUUCCGAAGCAUCUUGUGUAUUAUGUGGAUUAGGGUAUAAUGGUUAUGAUCCAAAGACUCAAAAGAUCAGAUGGGAUCGUGUUAGAAAUAUUGACAUUUGGACCGUAGAAACGGCACAAAGUACACGUGAAAUGUUGGAGGCAUGGAAUAUGAACACUAACAAGUGGUUGAAGUACUCCGUUUAUUUGCGUGUUACUAAAAAGGGCGAGAAGCCCGGUUUCCGUUCAACUUUGUUCACUUUCUUAACUUCAGCAUUUUGGCACGGUACCAGACCUGGUUACUACCUGACAUUUGCCACGGGGGCGUUGUACCAAACAUGUGGUAAAAUUUACAGGCGUAAUUUCAGGCCAAUGUUCUUACGGGAAGAUGGUGUUACGCCUCUACCCUCCAAAAUAAUUUAUGAUCUCAUCGGCAUAUACGCAAUCAAGUUAGCAUUUGGCUAUAUGGUACAACCAUUCAUCAUACUUGAUUUGAAACCAUCCUUAAUGGUUUGGGGGUCUGUUUAUUUCUAUGUCCAUAUCGUCGUUGCUUUUUCAUUCUUUUUGUUCAAGGGACCUUAUGCUAAACAGGUCACUGCAUUUUGUAGAUCCAAGCAGCCUAAAGAGAUCUUCAUCAGAAAACAAAAAAAAUUGGAAAAGGAUAUCAGCGCAAGUUCUCCUAACUUGGGCGAUAUAUUAAAGGCAAAAAUGGAUCACGAAAAGAAUAAAACACCUGAAGAAGAUGAAAUGAAUUUAGGUAUUCCGCCUAUAGAAUUGGGCAAAUGGGACAAUGCUAAAAAAGACUGGGACGAUUUCUGUAAUGAUUAUAAAGAUUGGAGAAAUAAAAAUGGUCUUGAAAUAGAGGAGAAAAAUCUAUCCAGAGCUUUCGAAAGAUUUAAACAAGAGUUUUCUAAUGCUACAGGAAGUCCAGGUGAAGGCGUGAGGAAGAUGAGUUUCAGUGGAUACUCACCGAAGCCCAUUCCAAAGAAAGAGCAGUAG